AUGAAGGGAAGGGAAUUACUGCCUUCUAGCCAGGUAUCAAGGAUGAUGAAGCAGCAUUGGAAAGUCAUGGAGUUUGGCGGCAUGUCAGAGAACGAGGAAGAAUGGCUAAAUGGUACAGAUAUUGCUCUCAAUGCAGAAGAAUACUUGAUGCCACCAGAAGAGUUCUUUUCUGACUAUGAAUCUGAGGAGGAUUACUGAAGCAACUACGAUGACCAUGAUGAUUAUGAUGAAGAAGAUGAAGAUGAAAUAUGAGGAAGAUUUGUAUCCUGGGCUUGGAACCAAACUGAAGAAGUGCUUGAUAGUGAGACAACUACGCCGCUUUAUGCAACAACAGGCACUCGGCCUGUGGAAAUAGUUCAAACCUCAAGUGAUGAAAGUGGAAUCAAGGACAACACUGAGGUUGGGAAUGCUGGAGAUAAAGCUGAAGGCCAAGGUACACCAGAGAGUAAGGAUUCUGAAGGAGGUGAUCCCUAG
Blepharisma stoltei is the source of this 474-nucleotide messenger RNA. The record is from the annotation of a GenBank genome assembly. Lineage: Eukaryota; Ciliophora; Heterotrichea; Heterotrichida; Blepharismidae.